Messenger RNA from Cercocebus atys (sooty mangabey), 2104 nucleotides. RefSeq lists its product as uncharacterized. Bases 749 to 2044 code for a protein of 431 amino acids. Gene Ontology annotation, molecular function: protein binding. Lineage: Eukaryota; Metazoa; Chordata; Mammalia; Primates; Cercopithecidae. The transcript is spliced from 2 exons. The record is from RefSeq and is a predicted model, not a curated record.
AGCAGGAGGAGGAGGAGAAAAAAGGAAGAUGAACAGAAAAAAGAAAUAAGGAAGUUCCAAAGGGAAGGAGAGGGAGAUACAAAGAAGACUAGGAGACAAACAGGUCCGUCUUGACUUUGUGUUGCUUGUUGGAUAAAUGUUACAAUCUUUUGCCGAACCUGAAGAGGUCCUUUUCACUCUACCAUCUGUCUAACUAUUCAGUCUCAUACCUUCCAUAAUGCGAUACUCUGUACACCAUGCACCUGAAAGCCUGGCUCUUUGCUCGCCUACAAAGUCCAAAGGGACCCUUUGAAAACUGCAUUUGUGCAAGUGGAACUCUUUGUUUAUCUCCUUUUUCUUCACCAGGCAUAUUUCUGCCCAUUGAUUAUCCUAUCUCCAAAGCCAUCACUAAGAGGCCAUUCUUGACUUUCUCAGACAGAGUUCCUGGAAACACUCAGCUUUAUAGCCCAUUCUACUCUUAGAAGGCUGCUCACAAAGCUUCUCUUUUGGCUUACAGUACCUUGCAUAUACCUCGAUUAUCACAAUUUCAACAUUUAAUUUCUGAGUUUUUUCUCCCCAUCAAACCAUUGAGGCAUCAUUAACUGACUCAGCAGUGAACAAUGUUGCAUUGCUUAUCUUUGGUGGAUAUCUCUCUCUUCUAACGUAGUGUCAGCUCUUUACAAUAAAAGUUGCCUUAUCUAACAUACAGUUAGACUCAGUUGCCAAUCAAUCACUAUAAAUUAUUUUCUAUGUUUCCUCCUUUUUCUUGAUGGCUACUAUGAAUCAGAGAAUAACCGAACACUUCAUAUGCUUCCUGUUUAAUGAUGACUCAGUAGUGAUAUGCUUCCUGUUUAAUGAUGACUCAGCAGUGAUAUGCCUCCUGUUUAAUGACUCAGCAGUGAUAUGCUUCCUGUUUAAUGAUGACUCAGCAGUGAUAUGCUUCCUGUUUAAUGAUGACUCAGCAGUGAUAUGCCUCCUGUUUAAUGAUGACUCAGCAGAGAUAUGCCUCCUGUUUAAUGACUCAGCAGAGAUAUGCCUGUUUAAUGACUCAGCAGUGACAUGCCUCCUGUUUAAUAAUGACUCAGCAGUGAUAUGCCUCCUGUUUAAUGACGACUCAGCAGUGAUAUGCUUCCUGUUUAAUGAUGACUCAGCAGUGAUAUGCUUCCUGUUUAAUGACGACACAGCAGUGAUAUGCUUCCUGUUUAAUGAUGACUCAGUAGUGAUAUGCUUCCUGUUUAAUGAUGACUCAGUAGUGAUAUGCUUCCUGUUUAAUGACUCAGUAGUGAUAUGCUUCCUGUUUAAUGAUGACUCAGUAGUGAUAUGCUUCCUGUUUAAUGAUGACUCAGUAGUGAUAUGCUUCCUGUUUAAUGAUGACUCAGUAGUGAUAUGCCUCCUGUUUAAUGAUGACUCAGCAGAGAUAUGCCUCCUGUUUAAUGACUCAGCAGAGAUAUGCUUCCUGUUUAAUGAUGACUCAGCAGUGAUAUGCUUCCUGUUUAAUGACGACUCAGCAGUGAUGUGCUUCCUGUUUAAUGACGACUCAGCAGUGAUGUGCUUCCUGUUUAAUGACGACUCAGCAGUGAUGUGCUUCCUGUUUAAUGACUCAGCAGUGAUAUGCCUCCUGUUUAAUGAUGACUCAGCAGAGAUAUGCCUCCUGUUUAAUGAUGACUCAGCAGUGAUAUGCUUCCUGUUUAAUAAUGACUCAGCAGUGAUAUGCUUCCUGUUUAAUGACGACUCAGUAGUGAUAUGCUUCCUGUUUAAUAAUGACUCAGUAGUGAUAUGCCUCCUGUUUAAUAAUGACUCAGCAGUGAUAUGUUUCCUGUUUAAUGACGACUCAGCAGUGAUAUGCUUCCUGUUUAAUGACGACUCAGCAGUGAUAUGCUUCCUGUUUAAUAAUGACUCAGUAGUGAAAGCUGCUAUUUAUGAUCAUAUGCAGACCCAAGUAGGGGAUGGGUCAAUUAUGAAUGGGUCUGGGGUCUAUAGUAAAGAAGGCAGCCUAGGUGGAGUGAAUAGAAGUGGAAAAUAUUUACGUUUUGGCAAACGAAAUACUAUCAUAUUUGUUUUAUAAUAUAGGUACAGCUAUGGGUAUGGAUGAACAUAUAAAAAUUUUUGACCUCUGCUUUUUUUG